AUGAAUAGUUCAUCACCUUGGAGAAAAGGAAUUUAUUCAACACUUGGAAUCUUAACAUUUAUUUAUUUCACAACAACUUCAAUAUUAUUUUACAAAAGAAGAAAUAAAAUACCAGACAUUCAAUUUCGUCCAUUACGAUUAAGUUUAAUAAAUGCCUUUGCUACAACCUUGCUAUGCUUGAUGAUUUGUUUUCAUUCCGCAUUUGGUCCAAAAGAAUUCCCUUGCCUUUUCGUAUAUUGGAUAUCAUCCAUAGGUAAUAUCAUAGUUCAUGUCUCUGUAACUUGUAGAGCAAUUGCAUUCGUCUGGGUGGCAAAAUAUAAUUUUGAAAAAUUAAGGAUGAACAUAUCAUAUCUAUCUUUACCCCAAACUCCAAUAACUCCUGGUUUUAAUGGGAUGAAUAGAUUAAAGAAAUUUGAACCUUAUGUAACGGAUGAUUGGUUAACAACAUGGAUCGUUUGUCCAGCUCUUAUUGUUGACGCUUACGGUUUACGAAAAGAGAUCUUGAUAUUAAUGAUUGGUGGUCCUUUAGGGACAAUAGUUUAUUUUAUUUGGGAAUUCACAUUUCCAGAAUUGUAUGAUAUUUUAGCAGGUUUCAUAUUCGCUUGGUUAUCUUUAGUGUUAGGUCAUACUUUAUCUAUAACCUAUCCUGUAUGGAAAUCCUACAAGGAACCAUUGAAUGCGUAUAAUUCAUCAACAACUUCAUUAAAUCAAGAAGAUAUUCCCAAAUCUACUGAAAAAAGUAACUUAAAAUCAAAGAAAUAUGAAUCAUUUGAAAAAGUUUUAUCAGACUCAGAACUAUUUGAAUGCUAUAAAAGAUGCGCAGCUGCCUGUUUUUGUACAGAACUUGUUCUUUUCUUACAAGAAUAUCAAUACCUAAAAUUCCUAGUUAUUCGUUGUUGUACUCCUUCGAAUAAUAAUGAAUUGUCAUUACCACAAACACCAAAGUUUACCGUCAGGGAAAAUGGUCACAUCUCAUUUCCUGGAUCAAUAAAGUUUCUAUCUGCCAAUGGACCUUCUUUACCUCCAUUUUCUCCAAGUUUUGUAACUGACACAACACCGUGCACGAAAUCUAUUACUGAAACAGUCACGGCGGCAUCUUGGAUACCUUUUCCAUAUGAAUUAAAAUUAGAUUACAAGACAUUUUAUGAUACAUAUUUAGAUCCAAAUUCUGAUCUCGCCAUAAAUUUCUCGGGAAAUUUAUUGAAUAAAAUAAAGGAAAUGAUCAAAAAAGAUCAAUAUGAAUUAUCAAUGUAUGAACAAGCUAGAGAAGAUGUCUUAAUGUUAUUAUAUGUUAAUACAUUUGAAAAAUUUUUGAAAAUGGGUGGUACAGAAGUUAAAAAUAAAAUGGAAAAAUUAUAA
Molecule: messenger RNA, 1359 nt
Organism: Diversispora eburnea
Lineage: Eukaryota; Fungi; Glomeromycota; Glomeromycetes; Diversisporales; Diversisporaceae
Source: the annotation of a GenBank genome assembly